CACAGCUUUGUGGGCGAGUUGGUUGGUGUUUUGGUUUUCCCCGCUCCGUUGCUUUUCCUGCUUCUCUUCUGCGCUGAUCAACCAACAACAGACCACCACACCCACCCUUUGUUGCUUGUUGUGCGUUGAGCGUGUGGUUUGUUCUUGUUGUUGGUGCUGUGGCUGACUUGAAGCCAUCCCUGCCAAGCCCCAAAUCCACCCGCUGUCUCAACGACAGGACAAGAGGCAGCCGCCGCUUGCCGUUGUGCUGUGCCGAAGCCUUCCUUUGCUUGCCGGCCUCUGCUCUUUUGGUUGCUUGCAAGCAUUGCUGGCAAAGUGACCAUCAUCAGUCAGUCUUGUGCAGCAACGGCAGGAGUAGAGCAAAAACAAUGACGGAAGAAGAGCAGCAGAGAUACCCUUGGAUGCAUCCCGCCCUGCCACGAGCACAGGCUGAAGAGCUGCUGCUGCAGGCGAAGGGCGAGGAUGGCCUGUUCUUUCUUCGCGAACGCAACAAGCAUCCAGGAGACUAUGUCAUGUGUCUGCAAUUCAAAGGCAGACCGACGCACCACCUCCUGCAACGCAACGACAAGGGCUUGUGGACCAUCAACAAGACACAAUAUGGCGAAUGCAGGACACUGGAAGAGGUGAUUGAGCACUUGCGAACUAAGCAGCAAGGGUGGCCCGUGGUACUGGGAGACUAUGUCCCGAACCUCCUGCACCAACAAAAGCAAGCCGCCGAAAACGGGCAUGCGUCGCUAUCGACAGCACCACCCGCACAGCAACAGCAGCAACAUCAGCAACAACAGCAGCAGCAACAACAGCAACAACAGCAACAACAGCAACAGCAGGCACAUACGAUUUCAAUGACAGCAUCUCAAGAGACACCGCCAGAAACGGCAACAAACCCAACUUAUUUACACACCGAAAAGAACCAAGAGCAACAGCAGCAACAGCAGGCGGCUGUGCCCAAGCAAUCGUCCACCACAACCACACCACCGUCCACUCCAACCACCCCAAGCAUGGGCAUUGCUGUUGAGCACUUGCCAUACUAUCACGGAAAGCUGGACCGCAAGCAAGCCGAAGCAACGCUACAAUCCUAUGCGGAGAAGGAAGGUCUUUCGUCCAUCAACAGCGUGUGGCUGCUGAGGCAGCGUGCAAACUCGGAUCUUGCCAUCACCAUCGGGUUUGCCAACAAACCCACCCACCACCUCAUCAAGCAAACGAAUGGAACCCUGUCCAUUAACGCAACAUCCACAGAUGCCAAAACCGCCGAAGAGUUGAUUGCCAUUCUCGAGAAGCGGCCCAAGUUCUGGCCGGCAGCCCUGACACACCCCGUGCCGCGAGCAGGGUCGCCGCAACAAGCAGCACCCACCGCAUCGUCUGCAUCGGCGACAGCAACGACAGCGGCAGCACCCACAGCCACUGGGCACACAAACACCUCGCAGCCGUCAACAGGCACCACUGCCACUACCGCCGCCAACGCAGCACGGUCCACGUCUUCAAGCCAGCCGAAACCAGCACAGACGAAGCAGGCCAUCAACGGCAUGACGCUCUCGGCAACAGACACAGACAGCAGCAAGCCGCAUCAGCAACAGCAAGGACAGCAACCCAGCAAUUCAUUUGUGGGCAUUGCCCCGGAACCGCGCGAAGCGGACAUUCCACAUCCCGGUCUACCUCGAGAUCCCCAUUUGCUGCGGGCGAUGAUUGACGAGACGCCGAAACUGCCGGUGCACCUUCAUCGCAAGGACGUCAGCAUUUCCUUUGGCUUUGGCCUCAACAGCUUCACACCACCGGUGGUAACAAAGUCUUUAGCAGAUGGGUUGGCAUACAAGGCGGGUCUUCGUCGGGGCGAUUUGGUGUUGCGAAUCAACACGCUCGAUGCAACGGCUGCCGCAUACGAUCAGGUGUUGGAAGAGCUGAAAAACGCGGGUACAGACGUGGACAUUCUUGCUGUGCGCCCGGAUAUGAUGCUCAAGAGCGCCAUCCGCCAGGGCGGAAGAGUGCGACGCAGCAUUGGCCGACGAAGUUCAGACGCAAGAAACCCGUACGCGCAGCACGAAUCCGACGAAGAAAUGGAGGGCUACUGCUCGGAUGAGUAGCUGCCAACGCGUCGAGACACGCGCUCGUCACAAGACAUCGUCAUGUGUGGUUGUUUGUGUUCCUGUCGUCCUGUUGGCAUUCAUUCCCGUUUGCUGACUUGCUCAUGCUGCAUGCAAGCAAGUAACUUUGGUGAAGCUUGCGUCCCCUCCUCCUAUUCCUUUCCCUCUUUCUCGUUAGCAUCCUGCGAUCUUGCUAUCUUGCUACCUUGUACUUCAGUGCCCCUCAUCGCUCCAUUCCCUUCGAUACCUUGCUUGCUUGCUCAAGCGCUCAACCUCCACAUCACUCUGUCUGGCACUGCCUUGUUUCUUCCUUCCUUGUCAGCCGAGGCCCAGCCGUCACGCACGUGCCUCAUUGACUGUGUUGGCACAGAAGGCACGCAGCAUUCCUUCGUCCCACUUCCUGUUCACUUCCUCCUCUGUCUUUGCUUGCUCCUUGAUUCCUUUUCCUCUUCUGUUGCUACUAGUUGUCUUCUCGCAUUACUACUCCCUUCAGCUUCUUCUUGUUUUGGCUGUGCUUGCGUGUGCUUCUGUCUAACAGUGUGAUGUUGAACGAUAGCGGUUCGUUGUUUCAUGUUGUGCCAAAUCACCGCUUCCUCUCUUCCAUCCCACACUGUCUCUUCCCCAGCACCAUCGUUACCCGUUCGCAGGCACACUGCGUGGUGGCCUUGCAUAGAGUUGCCGAAGAGAUAACAUUCAUCAUCAUCAUGAUCAUCAUCAUUUAUAUCAC
Molecule: messenger RNA, 2805 nt
Organism: Salpingoeca rosetta
Lineage: Eukaryota; Choanoflagellata; Craspedida; Salpingoecidae
Exons: 11
Coding region: 369-2078 (569 amino acids)
Molecular function (GO): protein binding
Source: RefSeq, a predicted model, not a curated record